CUAAAAAUAGAAAAAAAAAAAGAAAGAAAUUAAAUUUAAACACAUCAUCUUCCCCAAUCUCUCUCUCGCCUGUUACUGAUUUUCUUCUUUCUUCACUGCAACUUCCUCUGUCUUAAGCAAGACGAAACAAUCUCUCACUCUCUCUGCGUGUUCCCCUCCGCUUGUCACAGAGCCAGAGAACCAAAUGCUCCACGCUUUAGUGUGUCAAGCCAUGUGAGAGUUCUGACACAUUCUCUUCCCCUCCAUCGGCAAUUCAAUUUUGCUGGUCUCUACUGAGUCGCGAACUCGGUGAGUGAACCCAAUGGCCUCGUCUUCGCGAGCAAGGAGUAGCUCACCGUUUUCUCACCGCAAAUCCUCCACGCCUUACUCCUCCACCUCUUCAUCCUCCUCCUUCAUGAACGGAAGGUUAAUACCUCGCUCCAGCUCCUCCUCUUCCUCAUCGUUCUUCAACUCCGGUGGCCGAUCCAUUACUCCGAGUCGUGGUCGCAGCGAGUCAACGUACUAUGGUGGCGGCGCACGCAGCUACAGUGGUCGUUCGCCUGUGGCGUUCGGAAAUGAGGAGCUGAUCUCGGAGCCUUUGGAUUCGUCGAGGUCCGCGGACAGCAUUUCGGUCACGAUUCGGUUUAGACCAUUGAGUGAAAGGGAGUAUCAGAGGGGAGACGAGAUUGCGUGGUAUGCCGAUGGCGACAAAAUUGUCAGACAUGAGUAUAAUCCAGCUACUGCAUAUGCAUUUGAUAGAGUUUUUGGGCCACAUGCCAAUUCAGAAGAGGUUUAUGAAGUUGCAGCAAAACCUGUGGUGAAGGCUGCCAUGGAGGGCGUCAAUGGAACUGUGUUUGCCUAUGGUGUGACAAGUAGUGGUAAGACACAUACUAUGCAUGGAGACCAACAUUCUCCAGGUAUCAUACCUCUGGCUAUAAAGGAUGUUUUCAGCAUGAUCCAAGAUACCCCAGGAAGAGAAUUCUUGCUGCGAGUAUCAUAUCUAGAAAUAUAUAAUGAGGUGAUCAAUGAUUUGCUUGAUCCAACUGGCCAAAAUUUGCGAGUUAGGGAAGAUGCCCAGGGAACGUAUGUGGAGGGUAUAAAGGAAGAAGUUGUUUUAUCUCCAGGACAUGCACUUUCUUUUAUUGCUGCUGGAGAAGAGCAUCGUCAUGUUGGAUCAAACAAUUUUAAUCUGUUUAGUAGUCGGAGUCACACGAUAUUUACAUUGAUGAUUGAAAGCAGUGCCCAUGGCGAUGAUUAUGAUGGAGUGAUCUUCUCUCAGCUUAAUCUAAUUGACUUGGCUGGAUCUGAGAGCUCAAAAACUGAAACAACUGGGUUAAGAAGAAAAGAAGGAUCUUACAUCAACAAAAGUCUUUUGACCCUUGGAACUGUUAUAGGAAAACUGAGCGAGGGGAAGGCAUCUCAUGUUCCUUAUCGAGAUUCAAAGCUAACCCGGCUGCUGCAGUCCUCUCUUAGUGGGCAUGGUCAUGUCUCACUUAUAUGCACAGUUACUCCAGCAUCCAGUAAUAUGGAGGAGACUCAUAAUACUUUAAAGUUUGCCAGCAGGGCAAAACGAGUAGAAAUAUAUGCCUCACGCAAUAAGAUUAUCGAUGAAAAAUCUCUAAUUAAGAAAUACCAGAGAGAAAUUUCAGUUCUUAAACUCGAACUUGAUCAGUUAAAGAAGGGGAUGCUUGUUGGUGUCAAUCACGAGGAGAUUCUGACGUUAAAACAGAAGUUGGAAGAAGGUCAAGUGAAAAUGCAAUCAAGAUUGGAAGAAGAGGAAGAAGCUAAAGCUGCUCUAAUGAGUAGGAUCCAGAGGCUAACCAAACUCAUUCUGGUAUCCUCAAAGAAUGCAAUUCCUGGAUAUAUAGCGGAUGUUCCCAGCCACCAGCAAAGUCUUUCUGUUAGCGAGGAUGAUAAAUUUGAUGCCCCGCGUGAUGGUGGGUUGAUUGAAAAUGAGAGCCAAAAGGAUGCUUCUGCAUCGAGUAAAUGGAACGGAGAGUUCUCCCCAGCUAGCAGUACUGUUACUGAAUCAACACAAGCUGGUGAAUUGAUCAGUAGAACAAAACUGGCAGCGGGAGGGAUGACAAUGUCUGAUCAGAUGGAUCUUCUUGUUGAACAAGUUAAGAUGCUUGCUGGAGAUAUUGCUUUCAGUACCAGUACUCUGAAGCGCUUGAUGGAGCAGUCUGUAAAUGACCCUGAAAGCUAUAAAACUCAGAUUGACAACUUGGAACGUGAUAUCCAAGAAAAAAGGAAGCAAAUGAGGGUGUUGGAACAAAGAAUAACCGAAUGUGGCGAAUCUUCUGUGGCUAACUCAUCAUUAGUUGAAAUGCAGCAGACAGUUACAAGAUUAAUGACUCAAUGUAACGAAAAGGCCUUUGAGUUGGAGUUAAAAUCUGCAGACAACCGUGUCCUUCAGGAACAACUAAAUGAUAAGUGUAAUGAAAACAAAGAUUUGCAAGAAAAAGUAAAGGUGCUAGAGCAGCAACUGGCAGCAGUAGAUAGUGGUACAUCGACGGUGUCUUCAGAAAGGCCCAUAUCUAGAGGACACAUUGAUGAGUUAAAAAAGAAAAUACAGUCCCAGGAGAUAGAAAAUGAAAAACUAAAGCUAGAGCAAGUUCACUUAUCAGAAGAAAAUAGUGGAUUGCGUGUGCAGAAUCAGAAACUCUCUGAAGAAGCUUCUUAUGCCAAAGAGCUUGCCUCUGCUGCUGCUGUAGAACUGAAGAAUUUGGCUGGGGAAGUCACAAAACUUUCGUUGCAGAAUGCAAAAUUGGAAAAAGAAUUGAUGGCUGCACGAGACCUGGUCAAUUCUCGUAGUGCUGUUAUGGCAAAUGGUGUCAACCGCAAGUACAAUGAUGUUAGAUCUGGGAGGAAGGGGAGAUUUUCUAGUCGUGCUAAUGAAAUUUCGGGAGCUGGUCUAGAUGACUUCGAGUCAUGGAGUCUUGAUGCUGAUGAUUUGAAGCUGGAACUGCAGGCUAGGAAACAGCGAGAGGCAGCUCUUGAGGCUGCCUUAGCUGAAAAGGAAUUUAUGGAAGAGGAAUACAGGAAAAAGGCUGACGAAGCCAAGAAGAGAGAAGAAGCCUUGGAGAACGAUUUGGCAAAUAUGUGGGUCCUUGUUGCCAAGUUAAAAAAAGAAGGGGGCGCUGCCCCAGAAUCAAACAUUGAUAAGAAAAAUGAUGGUGCAGAGCAUAUGGAUAAUCCAAAAACUGAUGACGUUGAAAAUAUUGAACCUAAGGAGCAAGUUUUGGAUGUAUCAAAACCAGACAUUGAUAUUCCCAAGGAUGAACCGUUGGUUGCUCGCCUUAAGGCACGCAUGCAAGAGAUGAAAGAGAAAGAGCUAAAAAAUAAUGGAAAUGGUGAUGCCAUUUCCCAUGUUUGUAAAGUAUGUUUUGAAUCUCCGACUGCAGCAAUUCUUCUUCCAUGCCGGCAUUUUUGCUUGUGUAAAUCUUGUUCACUUGCUUGCUCCGAAUGCCCAAUAUGUCGCACCAAUAUUACAGAUAGACUUUUUGCUUUUACACCUUAACCCUUUUAAUAGAGGGACUUGUUUCAUUGAGUGAAUAUAUUCCAUGCAACUACGGAUGCAAUUCUUUUAUUAGUUUUCCUGUAUGUAAAACUAUUUUAAAGGUAUAUCAAAUUCUCAUUUCCUUUACUCUGCCCCAAGAGAACUGUAUAAUAGGGGGAGACGGGUGCGGGGGAAGAAUGUAAAAAGGGAACAGUGUAAACUGCACUGCUGAAGUACAUAUUAUGCGCAAUGUAUGCUUCUUUUCUGUAAUACAUCAGAAAUUUUUUGGCCA
Molecule: messenger RNA, 3770 nt
Organism: Arachis ipaensis
Lineage: Eukaryota; Viridiplantae; Streptophyta; Magnoliopsida; Fabales; Fabaceae
Product: kinesin-like protein KIN-7D, mitochondrial
Biological process (GO): microtubule-based movement
Molecular function (GO): ATP binding; microtubule motor activity; microtubule binding
Source: RefSeq, a predicted model, not a curated record